This is a messenger RNA of Homalodisca vitripennis (glassy-winged sharpshooter), 667 nucleotides long. RefSeq names its product probable cytochrome P450 6a18. NCBI's taxonomy places the organism in Eukaryota, Metazoa, Arthropoda, Insecta, Hemiptera, Cicadellidae. The annotation marks the transcript as partial. Gene Ontology annotation, molecular function: heme binding; monooxygenase activity; oxidoreductase activity, acting on paired donors, with incorporation or reduction of molecular oxygen. The transcript has a single exon. The record is from RefSeq and is a predicted model, not a curated record.
AAACACCUACACUGGUAUUGAGGGACCCAGACUUGAUCAAGGUGGUCAUGGUAAAAGACUUCCAGUAUUUCACAGACAGAGGGACAGUGAUUGGCAACCGCACAGAAUACAUUAUGAAGCAUUUAGUAAAUUUAGUCGGGCAAGAAUGGAAAGAUAUGAGGGCGAAACUAACACCAACUUUCACCUCAGGCAAAAUCAAACUCAUGUUUGCCUUGAUGGAGAAAUGUAGUGAACAGUUGCAAGUUCUGCUCAUGGAUGAAAUUAAAACAAGGAAAAAUAGUGGACGUGAAGAAUGUUCUUUCCAAAUUCACAAUGGAUGUUAUUGCCUCUUGUGCCUUUGGAGUGGACACAAACGCUCUAACGAAGGAAGGUGAGACCUUCUUUGGAGUCGUUAAGGGUCCUGCGUUUAAAUCGAUGAAAUUCAAGAUCGUUCGAAUUUUAUCUCUGGCUUUUCCUUCCCUGAUUGAUUUUCUUCGUCUCAACAAGGUUCGACCUGAGUUGAGGGAUUUCUUGACCAACAUGGUUCGCGAUUCUGUGGAGUAUAGACGAAAGAACAAUAUCAAGAGGAAUGAUUUCGUAGAUCUCCUAAUGAAUAUCAAGUACACAAAAGGUAGUUGGGAAGAAAAUGGAGAUGUGAAUUCUAAAUCCGAUGACAAAAUCUCUGGUG